AUGGUUGUCGAGUAUCACAGGACCGUGCGGUAUGGAACGACUGCCCUCCGCGACACUACAGCCGUUCAGAGCGCGACGGCCACACCGGAAGCUCAAGUUGCUACAGCCGAGGGAGGGACAGAUGAGUUGACUAAGGUUCUCAACUUCAUUGGCAUCGAAUUGGAGAGUCUAGAGCGAUCGGGGGUCAAAGACUCCAAGCCGCCAUCGGGGACUAAACCGUACCAUGCCCAAGGAAGCAGGAGUGUUCCCACUGGGAUGGUUCUUCAAAGUACCACCGAGAGCGCUAUAAAGUGUGCAUUCUGCUCCUCAGUUCAACACGACACGGUAGACUGCCAAGAGAACCUACCAGUAGCCGAGAAAAUGAAGAGGCUGGCGAAAGAGAUGCGGUGCUUCCGGUGCACCAGAAGAGGACAUCGUUCAAGGUACUGUCGCGCCAAAGUGACCUGCAGCAGUUGUGGCAGCAGGCACGUUGCCGUAGUCUGCGACCCGUCGCGAUCACAACCUGGACGUGCUUCUGACGCCGUGGCGAUGACCAGUGUGAUGGCAGCGAGCAACCAGAUCAUAAGUAACAAAGACAAGCGACCUCAUGACACGGAGGUACUACUACAAACUUUUCGGGCUUGGGCUUCAUCUGACACUGCGUGUACCCAGCUACGAGGGGUGGUGGACGGAGGGAGUCAAAAAACCUUCAUUCGAGAGGAUAUUGCGCAAAAGCUCAAGUUACAAGUUGUUGGUGAGGCGAAACUACACAUCCACACCUUCGCAAACCAAGCCACAACCACCAAAGUCCACCUGGGGAGAGUAGUAGAAGUGCACCUGCGAAGCCAGUACAGUCCAUUUGACUACGUGAUACGUGCAGUCACUAUCCCGUUCAUCUGCCAGGAUCUUCCCGAAGUGCCUACCACUCAGCAGUUUGUGGAAUUGUUACGACGAGAAGGACAUCUAAUUGCGGACGACGUUCUAUUCCCAAGCGUGAACUGUGAAGCAGGCAUUGGUCUACUGGUUGGCAGCGACGAAUUAUGGAGACUCUUAACAGGAGACGUGAAGAGGGACAAACAGGACGACAGAUUGGUAGCCAUUGAUACGGUCUUUGGCUGGACCUUCCAAGGACCCUCUCGUCUCAGCAGUGAGUGCACGGAACGAUCGACAACAGCCGUGUGCGUCCUAAGGAUGGGAUGCACAGCCGAAGAACAAGACGUGAUAAAAAACUUCUGGGAGUUGGAUAGCAUCGGCAUUCGGGAUGAAGUCAUGACCAACACCGAACAUGACCAGCUAGUGCUGGAUGAGUUUAAGCGAAACAUUAAGAUGCUGGACGGACGCUACGAAGUGGCCUUGCCAUGGAAAAGUCUCAAGGGGGAGCUAGGCAGCAACCUUGAAGUCGCCGAAAAGCGGUUGCAAGGGCUUGUGAAACGUUUAGCCCACAGUGACGCCAUCCAGCAGUACGACGAGGUCAUCCGGAACUACCUAACAAACGGGCACGCAGAGGUAGUCACCACCAACUGCGCGAAGCCUGGGCGGAUCCACUACAUGCCUCACAGAGCUGUGGUCCGUAACGAGUCAUCAACCACAAAGGUUCGAGUGGUGUUCGACGCCUCGUCGCACGCGCCAGGUGUUCCUUCACUCAACGAUCAUCUGGAGAAAGGCCCGAAAUUAGGAGCAGAUCUAAUUCCCGUAUUGCUGCGCUUCAGAUUACACAAUGUAGCAAUCACCGCUGACAUUCAAAAGGCGUUCCUACAGAUUGGCAUCAAAGAAGAAGACAGGGAUGCACUGAGGUUUUUGUGGUUCUCUCAAGCUCCAUCGCAGAACAACCCACACCCAGACGUCCAGUGCUGGAGAAUGACAAGAGUGCCUUUCGGUACGACGUCAAGUCCCUUCUUGUUGACUGCGACUUUGCAGCACCAUCUACGGUCAGUGGACGAGCCCGAUAGAGACCUUGUUAACAAAUUAAUUGACGCAUUCUACGUCGACGAUCUGCUUCUUGGCGUAGCCAACGAUGAAGAAGGAAAGAAAAUCGUCCAAAGGGCUCAAGACCUCCUAGAGAAGGCAGGCAUGAAGUUAUCGAAAUGGACUUGA
Molecule: messenger RNA, 2073 nt
Organism: Ornithodoros turicata
Lineage: Eukaryota; Metazoa; Arthropoda; Arachnida; Ixodida; Argasidae
Exons: 1
Coding region: 1-2073 (690 amino acids)
Molecular function (GO): nucleic acid binding; zinc ion binding
Source: RefSeq, a predicted model, not a curated record